Messenger RNA from Dipodomys ordii (Ord's kangaroo rat), 933 nucleotides. RefSeq names its product olfactory receptor 2H2. The transcript has a single exon. Gene Ontology annotation, biological process: G protein-coupled receptor signaling pathway. The coding region runs from base 1 to 933 and encodes 310 amino acids. Gene Ontology annotation, molecular function: G protein-coupled receptor activity; olfactory receptor activity. Gene Ontology annotation, cellular component: membrane. The record is from RefSeq and is a predicted model, not a curated record. NCBI's taxonomy places the organism in Eukaryota, Metazoa, Chordata, Mammalia, Rodentia, Heteromyidae.
AUGGCCAACCAAAGCUCUCCAGUGGGCUUCCUCCUUCUGGGCUUCUCAGAACACCCACGCCUAGAAAAGAUUCUCUUCGUGGUUGUCCUGUUUUCCUACCUCCUCACUCUGACGGGCAAUACACUCAUCAUCCUGCUGUCCUCGCUGGACCCCAGGCUCCGCUCUCCAAUGUACUUCUUCCUCUCCAACCUCUCUUUCUUAGACCUCUGCUUCACCACAAGUUGUGUCCCCCAGAUGUUGGUCAACCUCUGGGGUCCCCAAAAGACCAUCAGCUUCCUGGGGUGCUCUGUCCAGCUCUUCAUCUUCCUGUCCCUCGGGACCUCUGAAUGCAUCCUGCUGGCGGUGAUGGCCUUUGACCGCUAUGUGGCUGUGUGCCAACCCCUGCACUAUGCCACCAUCGUCCACCCCCGCCUGUGCCGGCAGCUGGCAGCGGUGGCCUGGGUCAUUGGGCUGGUGGAGUCCAUAGUCCAGAUACCACCCACCCUCCGCCUGCCCUUCUGUCCCCACCAUGAGGUGGAUGACUUUGUCUGCGAGGUGCCAGCUCUCAUUAGACUCUCCUGCGGGGACACCACCUACAAUGAAAUCCAGAUGGCCGUGGCCAGUGUCCUCCUCUUGGUUGUACCUCUCAGUCUCAUCCUUGUCUCUUAUGGGGCCAUUGUCUGGGCAGUUUUGAGGAUUAACUCUGCAGAAGGGCGGAGGAAAGCCUUUGGGACCUGCUCUUCCCAUCUUCUUGUGGUCACCCUCUUCUACAGCUCAGCCAUUGCUGUCUACCUGCAGCCCAAAAAUCCCUAUGCCCAAGAGAGGGGCAAGUUCUUUGGUCUCUUCUAUGCUGUGGGCACUCCCUGUCUUAAUCCUCUCAUCUACACGCUGAGGAACAAGGAAGUGAAGAGGGCAUUCUGGAGAUUGCUAGGGAAGGAAAUGGAGCCCAGAUAG